This is a messenger RNA of Microthlaspi erraticum, 694 nucleotides long. The record is from the annotation of a GenBank genome assembly. NCBI's taxonomy places the organism in Eukaryota, Viridiplantae, Streptophyta, Magnoliopsida, Brassicales, Brassicaceae.
GAUGGAAAAAGUAGUGUUACGGAGCUCUGUGACUCAGGCUAAAAUCAUCGGCGCAAUAGUAUCUAUAUCUGGUGCUUUGGUUGUUGUGCUAUAUAAAGGCCCAAAAGUUCUUGCUUCUGCAUCUUUUACACCUUCAUCAUCUACCAUUUCGCUUCAACAGAAUUUAACUACAGUCGAGUCAAGCUGGAUAAUAGGAGGCCUUCUGCUUGCUUCACAGUGUUUUCUUGCUUCAAUCUGGUAUAUUGUUCAGGCUAGGAUCAUGGAGGUAUACCCUGAAGAAGUAACUGUAGUCUUCUUCUACAACUUAUCUGCAACGCUAAUCUCAGGACCAUUAUGCUUAUUUGCGGAAAGCAACUUGACUUCUUGGGUGCUUAAACUGGAUAUUUCCCUCGCUGCAAUCAUAUUCUCGGGGGUCUUUGUUUCAUUGUUUGGCGCAGUCAUUCACACAUGGGGUGUGCAUUUGAAAGGUCCGGUCUAUGUAUCCUUGUUCAAGCCAUUGUCUAUUGCAAUUGCAGUCGCCAUGGGUGCUAUAUUCCUCGGCGAUGCACUUCACCUUGGGAGUGUGAUUGGAUCAGUGAUAUUGUGCAUUGGAUUCUACACUGUGAUUUGGGGAAAAGCAAACGAGGAUGCAACCAGAAGUGUUAAUGAUUCUGAAAAUUCACCUUUACUGGGUACACACAUCGUAGAAGAUUAA